AUGCCAUCGAAGAAGUGCUGCAUUAUCAUCGAUAAUGCACCAAUCGAUAAUGCACCAUACCACAAUCUCACCAGAGAAAAACCUCCCACCACGUCUUCUAAGAAAGACGAGAUUGCUUUCUGGAUGAUGGAGCACAAUCUUCUGUUCAGCUCCAAGGCCACCAAACCUGAGCUUCUUUCUCUCGUGAAGAGCCACAUCGCGGCGAAUGGUGGUCGAGCAGCAUUUGUCGUUUACGAAGUCAACUCGUGGGCGGAAGAGUUGUACGGAGUGCGAAACCUCAGGCUUCCUCCGUACCAUUGUCACUGGAAUGCCAUCGAAUUUGUGUGGGCGGACCUCAAGUCACACCUUCGCAGAUUCGGUGACCCCAGUGACAAGCUCGAAAUUGUUAGAAAUCGUGCUCUCGAUUUCUUGCAAAACUACGACGGCAGCAAGGCAUCUUCAGUGAUCGAACACUGUCGACGAGACGAAAACGAUGUCCGACAGAUGCAGCACGAAAAAGACCAGAUGGUCGAUGAUGAGGAUUUCAGUCUUGUGUAUAAUGUGAACGAGAGCGUAGUUGAAGCAGACAUCGAAGAAGAUCUGUCAGAUUUGUCGAUGAAUAACGAGGAGUUGAACGCAGUGGAAGGCGAGAAUGAAGAAGCCAACUCGCUUGAAGAACCGAGCGGUGACGACUUUGAGAUGCUCUAA
Messenger RNA from Caenorhabditis remanei, 687 nucleotides. RefSeq lists its product as uncharacterized. The transcript has 3 exons. Lineage: Eukaryota; Metazoa; Nematoda; Chromadorea; Rhabditida; Rhabditidae. Gene Ontology annotation, molecular function: nucleic acid binding. The record is from RefSeq and is a predicted model, not a curated record. Bases 1 to 687 code for a protein of 228 amino acids.